Messenger RNA from Ophidiomyces ophidiicola, 1395 nucleotides. RefSeq lists its product as uncharacterized. Lineage: Eukaryota; Fungi; Ascomycota; Eurotiomycetes; Onygenales; Onygenaceae. Bases 1 to 1395 code for a protein of 464 amino acids. The record is from RefSeq and is a predicted model, not a curated record. The transcript has 2 exons.
AUGUCUGAUGAUGGAGUAUCGUCCACAUCCCAAUCACAGCUUCUUUCGACCUCCACUCUACCCCAAUCACGUGCGUCCAGCAAGCAGAUCCAGCAAAUUUACAAACAAGCUUCUCAACUCUUCCUCACCCGCAGACUACAGGAGGCUCUUUCGGUAAUCGAGCCACUAAUAACUGCUUCACCUGACCUGGCUAAGCAGGAAAAUACAAAUGGAACCAGCGUCGAGACCGGGCCGUUUGCGCCCAUCGCCAUGGUACCAAGCACUCUGCGAAUCAAAGUCUGGAAUCUCUAUAUCACAUUAUUGAGUUCCAUUGUCGAUCUGGGGCCGGAAGAGGGCAAAAAGGAAAUUGGUCAGAAGGAGUGGAAAUCACUGGCCUCCAGGGUCCGCGACGGAGAAGUCUGGGAGGCUGUAGUUCAGGUUGGCUACAAAGGAAGAGAAGGUUCCGUCGAUGCAGAUGUUGUUUAUAACUUGGCAACCCUUCUUCUAAAUCACUCUCCAACCCAGACAUUGAACCAAGAGCGGCUCGAAAAUUAUCUAGCAUCGUACGGCCGUCCAGAAUUGAACUUUGAUUUUAUCGAAGAUUCAUCUCCUACAAAACGAAAGCGAAGAAUAGCUUCUUCUAGGGGUGCAGAUACUCCGAAGGAUUUAACAAUUCGAGUGAGAUUACUUGAAUUGUUCACUUUACACAUUCUACCUCGAAACGACGAAUGGGACUACGCAAAAGAAUUUAUCAACCUAAGUGAAGUACUUGACGAUGAGAGAAAAGAGACUUUUCUUCAGACCUUGGACAAUUUGCAGCAAAAUAAGGAACAAGAUGCGCAACGUGCCGCAGAGCUCCAGAAAGAAAAGGAAGAGGAGCUAGAACGACAGCGCCGUCGGCAGGAGGAAGAGGAGGAGGAGGAGGCAAAGAGAAAAUUAGAGGAGCAGCAGCGUCAGAAAGAGGUGCAACAACAAAAGCGAGGAGCCGAGGUACAAGCAACUAGUGACAGUACGGUAAACGGCCACACGAGAAUAGCCAGCGAAGUAGAUUACGGUAUCGAGCACACUAAUCCAAAUAGUCAUCUCAAAACUCCACGGGGAACAAAGCCAGCCAUAAAAUCCUAUUCGCGCUCACCAGAACCCUCAAAACGAAGCAAGAAAAAGGAGCAAUCGAAACCUGGCGCCCUGAGACAAGUCCAGCAUCUGAGCAGCUUACUGAUUACCCUUUUGAAACGUAUGAUCAAAUCGAUGUCUUUGAGUCCGAUGUUCCUUUUGCGAGUCGUUCUGGUUGUGACGGGUAUAAUAAUGGCGUUAGGACGGCCGGAUAUUCGUGAACGGAUACGUCGAGUUACCGGUUCCGGUUGGCAGAAAAUUCGGGGAACCGUUGGGAUGGGCGUCAAAGUGAGCUAUAUAUAA